Molecule: messenger RNA, 1828 nt
Organism: Rhododendron vialii
Lineage: Eukaryota; Viridiplantae; Streptophyta; Magnoliopsida; Ericales; Ericaceae
Product: homogentisate 1,2-dioxygenase
Exons: 9
Coding region: 150-1556 (468 amino acids)
Biological process (GO): L-phenylalanine catabolic process
Cellular component (GO): cytoplasm
Molecular function (GO): homogentisate 1,2-dioxygenase activity
Source: RefSeq, a predicted model, not a curated record
GAUUUUCGAUUCUUGCCAGGUGGGAUGCACCACCCAACCUCAUCGCCAUCGCCAUCGCCACCAUCACCAUCACCAUCACCAUCCUUCUAUUUAACCACCCUCUCUCUCUACCCUUUUCUGGAAAUCUCUGAACCCGUUCAAGUCGACCCAUGGAGCCCAACAAGUGUCCCCAAUUUCCGGCGGAUUUGGAGUACCAUUCCGGCUUCGGCAACCACUUCUCGUCCGAGGCGAUCGCCGGAGCCCUACCUCCGGGCCAGAACAGCCCUCUCCUCUGCCCUUACGGCCUUUACGCUGAGCAGAUCUCCGGCACCGCCUUCACCGCCCCUCGCAAACUUAACCUACGAAGUUGGCUGUAUCGUAUCAAACCAUCAGUCACACAUGAACCAUUUAAGCCUCGAGUGCCAAGUCAUGAGAAGCUUGUGAGCGAAUUCAACCAGUCCAACAGUUCUGCUAAUCCUACUCAACUACGUUGGAAGCCUGUAGAAAUUCCCGAAUUACCAACUGAUUUUAUCGAUGGUUUACAAACAGUAUGUGGGGCUGGCAGCUCUUACCUUCGGCAUGGUUACGCAAUUCACAUGUACACUGCCAACAAGUCAAUGGACAACUGUGCCUUCUGCAAUGCUGAUGGUGACUUUUUGAUUGUUCCUCAGAAAGGAAGAUUGUGGAUCACAACUGAAUGUGGAAGAUUGCAAGUGUCUCCCGGUGAAAUUGUUGUUUUGCCACAAGGAUUCCGCUUCGCGGUUAACCUGCCGGAUGGCCCAUCACGUGGUUAUGUUGCAGAGAUUUUUGGCACCCAUUUUCAACUUCCUGAUCUCGGGCCAAUAGGGGCUAAUGGUCUUGCUGCUCCACGAGAUUUCCUUGUUCCCACUGCCUGGUUUGAAGAGAGCUCCUGUCCAGGAUAUACUAUUGUACAAAAGUUUGGUGGCGAACUUUUUACUGCAAAACAGGAUUUCUCCCCCUUCAACGUGGUUGCCUGGCAUGGUAAUUAUGCCCCAUUCAAGUAUGAUCUAAGCAAGUUCUGCCCGUAUAAUACUGUUCUGGUUGAUCAUAGUGAUCCGUCAAUUAAUACAGUUCUGACCGCACCGACAGAUAAACCUGGCGUGGCAUUGCUUGAUUUCGUCAUCUUCCCUCCAAGGUGGUUGGUUGCUGAACAUACUUUCCGACCUCCAUAUUACCAUCGGAAUUGCAUGAGUGAAUUCAUGGGUCUGAUUUAUGGAGGAUAUGAGGCAAAAGCCGAUGGGUUUCUCCCAGGUGGUGCAAGCCUUCAUAACUGCAUGACUCCCCACGGUCCUGAUACGAAGACUUAUGAGGCAACAAUUGCUCGUGGAAAUGAAGCAGGACCACAGAGAAUAGCCGAUACCAUGGCUUUCAUGUUUGAAUCGUGUCUCAUACCGCGAGUCUGCCCAUGGGCUCUCGAGUCUCCCUUAAAGGAUGAUGAUUAUUACCAGUGCUGGAUUGGACUGAAGUCCCAUUUCACUUGCGAAGCAACAAACGCUCAACUAAGUGACAUACGGAAUGGUCACGAUGAAAGUGGAACCGGAGGGCAUUGUGGAUGAUUUUGGCUUCCAAUGUUAAACCCAGGCACAUAAUUGCUUCUCUAAUAAAAUGGCCAGCAUCCGAUUAAAGAAUGAAUGCAUAUAUGUAGGAACACGAAUUGAACCUUAGACGGGAAAUAUGUAAGAAUGUGGUGUUGCUUUCCCUACUUCAUCUGUUUUCUGUGGUGUAUCACUGAUUGGAGAAGACAUAGUUGCUAUGUUGGGAUCUUGGAUUUAUUAAGUUAGCGAUAAUGAAAUCUAUGGAAUAAAAGAGAGCAGUGUUCUUUUAAAAA